Messenger RNA from Meleagris gallopavo (turkey), 2892 nucleotides. It is a transcript of the gene CNTF, whose product is annotated as ciliary neurotrophic factor. Gene Ontology annotation, biological process: positive regulation of tyrosine phosphorylation of STAT protein; positive regulation of axon regeneration; ciliary neurotrophic factor-mediated signaling pathway. The record is from RefSeq and is a predicted model, not a curated record. Lineage: Eukaryota; Metazoa; Chordata; Aves; Galliformes; Phasianidae. Gene Ontology annotation, cellular component: axon. Gene Ontology annotation, molecular function: growth factor activity; cytokine activity; ciliary neurotrophic factor receptor binding.
GUGAGGCUUGUUGUGCCGCGGGGAAGGAGCCUGUCGCUGCCGGGUGAGAACGUUUUGGGCAACGAGCUUAGAGUGGCAAAGCGUGGGGAAUUAGGGAAAUAAUCUGUUGCUGUUGAUCCCAGAGGCGGGAAUCUGCAGCGUCGUGCCAGGCCCCAGGCGCGGAAGAGGGGGAGAGCCGGGCCAGCGGACGCGUGAGCGGAGCUCCCGGCUGGAAUGCACCAGCUCAGCAAGGGAUUGUCCUCCCUGGGCUGCGCGGGCACUGCACCGUGAGCCUGGGACGGCCGCCUGGGCCAUGGCGGCGGCAGACAUCCCUUCAGCCGCCCUCCGGCACCACGACCUGUGCAGCCGCGGUAUCCGCCUGGCCAGGAAGAUGCGCUCGGAUGUCACCGACCUCCUGGACAUCUAUGUGGAGCGGCAGGGCCUGGACGCCUCCAUCAGCGUGGCGGCGGUGGAUGGGGUGCCAGCAGCGGCAGCGGAGCGCUGGGCAGAGCAGAGUGGCACUCAGCGCCUCCUGGACAACCUGGCGGCCUACCGGGCCUUCCGCACGCUGUUGGCACAGAUGCUGGAGGAGCAGCGGGAGCAGCUGGGAGAUGCCGAUGCUGAGCUGGGCCCGGCACUGGCGGCCGUGCUGCUGCAGGUCUCGGCCUUUGCCUACCACCUGGAGGAGCUGCUGGAGCUGGAGAGCCGUGGGGCCCCAGCUGAGGAGGGCUCCGAGCCCCCUGCACCCCCACGCCUCAGCCUCUUUGAGCAGAAGCUGCGGGGCCUGGGUGUGCUGCGGGAGCUGGCCCAGUGGGCCGUCAGGUCAGUGCGGGACCUACGGCAGCUCGCCAAGCACGGCCCGGGCACCACCCUUGAGGGCAGUGGCACAGCACUGGGUCUGCCCGAGAGCCAGUGAUGGAGGUGCGGGGAGCCCCGGCCCGGAUUGGGCUUAGCUGGGGGCCCAUCUCUGUGGCAGGGCUGCUGACAGGCACAGGAGCUUCAGGGAGCAAAGGGGCCACGCUACUAACCCAGAGCCCUUCCGCUUCCUAAUGGGCCCCUUUCCCUGUGAUGGAAACUGAGGCACAGGGAGGGAACUCCUGGUGAGGUGGGCCUUGUGUAUACCCGCAACCCCACCAUGGUCUGGAAGCCAUGACUCCUGGUGUGCUGUGCAGAGCUGUCCUGUUCUGUGGGACUGGGUUGCUGCCUGUCUCCUGAUGGCCGGGUGAUGCUUCUGGAGGAGGGGAGCUGCCUCGGGGUUAUUGCAGGGGUGAGAGCGAUGUGGAGGCAUCACCUGGUGAAAGGCGGCUCAGGAAUUGUCCCCUCUCUCCAAGGCCUGAGGCUUUGCCUCCUUCAGGUGCUCCCUUUUCUCUCCGCUCCUGCACAGCUCUCACCCUGCCUGCGUGUUCUGCGUGCUGAAUUUCUGCUCUGACUGCUUGGGGCUGUUCUCAGGACUGGGGGUGGGAUUUUGUGCUGGAUGGCAUUUCUUAGCUGGUCGGACAGGGUAUAGAGAGAGUAUUUAUAUAGAAGGCUGCCAGAAGCUUUGUACCUCUGGGGGCUGUUUUAAGACUGGAGGAGAAGCGAACAGCUCCAGCCACUAUUGGUCACUGUUUUCUCCCAGGGUGGCUGUGGUGGAUGCUGAGCAAAUAAAGCAUAUGGAGAGCCACUGGGGUGCUGUGACUUCUCGGGGGCCGGACUGGCUGGGCUGCCUUGUUCCUAAUGAAGUACUUUUCUCCAUAACAGGAGAGUGAGGGAGGAGGGUAAAGGAAUGGUGCGGGCAAAAAGGAGGGAAAGCUGUAGAGGGCUCACAGGGGACAUACAGCUGCAACGUUUCCCCCUGUCCCUGCGUGGCUCUGCCUUCUCCUUGACCCCAAGAGCAACAAGCUGCAGGGGGUUCCUGUUCCCCGAGGCACAGCGUGAGGCACGGCCAGGCCACUGGCCCUGCACAAAGUGCCUUUGUCCCAGUGGGUGCUGGAAGCUCCUGGCACAGUGCCACACUAGCGCCAGCAGUGUCUGUACAGCUGGAGGGGACUGGAGGGCAAGGCUGGGGUGGUGCUUGUUGGGCAUGUAGGACAGGGACUGCCUAUGGGGUCAGGAUGGGGGUGCCUGGCACAUAAAGUGGAACUCACGGUGGAAGGACGUGCACUUUCCUCCCCGCUGCUGGUUGUCCAGCCUCAGAUUUGCAACUCCCAUUGGAUUACUUGCAUGGUUCUGCUUCCAUGCACUUGUGAGUAACUAUUUCUGGCAUUUAUUUUUUCGGGGAUUACUCAAAGCACACUCUCUCCCACAUCUCGCUAUGUGCAAUAGCCCACAACUUUCUUUUUUCCCCACACGCUCUCAUUCUCAGCAGCACCUGGGGGCUCACACCCACCCCCUCACUUCCCCAAGCCUAAUGCGCACCCCAGUCCCACUGUUAGCUUUGGGACAGCGGGGUGAGAGCAGAAGCCCAAGCAGGAGGUGACCUGAAUGUCAGCGGGGCCCCAGCAGCCCUGGCACAGUGCCCUGUAACCCGAUCGGGCCGGGGCAGCUGCUGGCAGCCACGCCAGGGCUCAGCAUGGGCGAGGACAUCAGACGUUGCCCGAGCAGUUCCACAGGGUCCUUAAGGAUCCUUCCAUCCCAAGGCACUCGAUGCCUCUGCGAUCUGCCCUGCUUGGAGGUGGUAUUUCCAGUUGCACAAUGGGGAACUGCCAGAAAUCAGGGCACGGUUUUCUUGCAGCCACCCGCGUGGUUCUCCCCAGAACGCGCCCCGAUGGGCGCUUCGCUUAAUAGCGAAAAACAUCAGUGCUGGAAGCACUCAGCGAGAGGAGCACAGGUGGCGGGGUACCGCCGCCCCGAGACGCGCUCGGGCGGGACGCGGCGGGAGGCGUGGCCUCGGAUGAGGGGGCGUAGUUUCACGGGGCUCCGACCCGAAGGGGG